Molecule: messenger RNA, 661 nt
Organism: Owenia fusiformis
Lineage: Eukaryota; Metazoa; Annelida; Polychaeta; Sabellida; Oweniidae
Source: the annotation of a GenBank genome assembly
UUGAUGGCGGAUGGGGAGAGUUUUCCAAUUAUAGUGCAUGUUCACUUGAAUGUGGCGGAGGUACCCAAGAACGUGUUCGAUUAUGUAACAACCCAGAGCCACAAUAUGGAGGCUCUCAGUGUCUAACUGUUGAGGGAGUAGAGCAACUCGAGGAAUCACAGAUUGAACCAUGUAACACACAGCCAUGUCCAAUUGAUGGAGGAUGGGGAGAGUUUUCCAAUUAUAGCGCAUGUUCACUUGAAUGUGGCGGAGGUACACGGGAACGUGUUCGAUUAUGUAACAACCCAGAGCCACAAUAUGGAGGCUCUCAGUGUUUAACUGUUGAGGGAGUAGAGCAACUCGAGGAAUCACAGGUUGAACCAUGUAACACACAACCAUGCCCAAUUGAUGGCGGAUGGGGAGAGUUUUCCAAUUAUAGUGCAUGUUCACUUGAAUGUGGCGGAGGUACACAAGAACGUGUUCGAUUAUGUAACAACCCAGAGCCACAAUAUGGAGGGUCUCAGUGUCGAACUGUUGAGGGAGUAGAGCAACUCGAGGAAUCACAGGUUGAACCAUGUAAUACACAACCAUGCCCAAUUGAUGGCGGAUGGGGAGAGUUUUCCAAUUAUAGUGCAUGUUCACUUGAAUGUGGCGGAGGUACACAAGAACGUGUUCGAUUAUG